AUGGCUGCCAACUACUGGGAAUCUACUCAGAGGAGACACUGGCAGUUCACCCGACAGCAACUUGAGGAUCUGCGAAAAAAGCUGGAGGAUGAAGACCAAAACCUCGUUCAGAUGUACCCACUACCCCAAGUGCGACAUCUCAGCAUCUACUUCAACCAGCAGGUUUCUCGAAUCGGAAAACGACUUGGUGUACGGCAGCAGGCUAUGGCGACUGCACAAUUGUAUAUUCGCAGAUUCUACUCGAAAGUCGAAAUUCGACGCACGAACCCAUACUUGGUUAUUGCGACUGCUGUAUAUCUAGCCUGUAAGAUGGAGGAAUGCCCUCACCACAUUCGGCUCGUUGCCAGUGAAGGACGAACCCUGUGGCCAGGCAUGUAUUUUUUCAGCAACGACACUUCGAAAUUAGGAGAAUGUGAAUUCUUCCUCAUAUCCGAAAUGAGCUCUCAAAUGAUCGUUCACCAUCCAUACAGGAGCCUUACGUCCCUACAAGGUCUCUUCUCACUUACCCAAGAAGAAUCCGCGCUUGCUUGGUCCAUCAUCAACGAUCACUAUAUGACCGACCUGCCACUCUUGUUUGCGCCGCACAUAAUUGCUAUCAUGGCCAUCCUGUUAUCACUCGUGCUCCGACCAAACACUACUGGCAUCCAAUCUGCUAGUGGUUCUGCUGGCACUAUUGCAAAUGCUGCACAAACGGCCCUUGGCUCGGCUGGCCAGUUCAAGCCGACUGGCGAGAAGCAAGGUUCAACGCCGAGAACUAAAGUGCAGAAGCUCGCCAACUGGCUUGUAGAAAGUAGUAUCGACAUCGAAGCUAUUGUCGAUUGUAUUCAAGAGAUUAUUUCAUUUUACGAGGUCCAAGAACAGUACAACGAGAAGCUCACCAGAGAACAGAUCAACAGAUUUGUCAAAGCACGAGGGCUUGAUAAAUGA
Molecule: messenger RNA, 927 nt
Organism: Mollisia scopiformis
Lineage: Eukaryota; Fungi; Ascomycota; Leotiomycetes; Helotiales; Mollisiaceae
Product: cyclin-C
Exons: 3
Coding region: 1-927 (308 amino acids)
Biological process (GO): positive regulation of transcription by RNA polymerase II
Cellular component (GO): mediator complex; nucleus
Molecular function (GO): cyclin-dependent protein serine/threonine kinase regulator activity
Source: RefSeq, a predicted model, not a curated record